This is a messenger RNA of Anarrhichthys ocellatus (wolf-eel), 2353 nucleotides long. It is a transcript of the gene pdia4, whose product is annotated as protein disulfide isomerase family A, member 4. Gene Ontology annotation, biological process: response to endoplasmic reticulum stress; protein folding. Gene Ontology annotation, molecular function: protein disulfide isomerase activity. Lineage: Eukaryota; Metazoa; Chordata; Actinopteri; Perciformes; Anarhichadidae. Gene Ontology annotation, cellular component: endoplasmic reticulum lumen; cell surface; endoplasmic reticulum. The transcript has 10 exons. Bases 231 to 2141 code for a protein of 636 amino acids. The record is from RefSeq and is a predicted model, not a curated record.
CAAGUUCCAGACGGAGGAGGUGGUGUGGCUGAAGUGGGCACUGAUUAGUUUGUAUGAAACCACGAACCAAAGGCGUCUACAACCACACGUCAGUAUUGACCCGGACAGCGGGUCUGUUCAGCCGACACAGUGUUUUGAUGAUAUUCAUCAGCGUUAUUAGCUCAUUUAUUUAACCGGAUACUUGUGAGAAGCACUUCUUUAAUAACGGGCCGCAUCACCCUUUUUGGACAAUGAAGAAGGUUGCUCUGCUGCUGAUUGUGUUGCUCGGCGUUGCACAUUUUGCAACUCUGAGCCGAUGUGAAGAUGAUGUUGCAGAGGAGAAGAAAGAUGCUGAAGACAGUGAAGAGGAGGAGGAUGAAGAGGAUGACACAGAGGUGAAAGAAGAGAACGGAGUGCUGGUUUUCACCAAUGGCAAUUAUGACACCUUCAUGGAAGGCAAAGACACAGUGCUGGUUGAGUUUUAUGCCCCGUGGUGUGGCCACUGCAAGCAGUUUGCCCCGGAGUAUGAAAAAAUCGCCCAGACUCUUAAGGAGAACGACCCUCCCAUACCUGUGGCCAAAGUGGACGCAACGAUAGCCAAUGAGAUAGCGAGCAGGUUCGAAGUGUCGGGCUAUCCCACCAUCAAGAUCAUGAAAAAUGGGGAACCUGUGGAUUACGAAGGCGCAAGAACAGAGGCGGCUAUUGUGGCCCGGGUGAAAGAGGUGGCUCAGCCAGACUGGAAGCCCCCACCUGAGGCAACGCUGGUGCUGACCAAGGACAACUUUGAUGAGACCGUUAACAACGCAGACAUCAUCCUGGUGGAGUUCUAUGCUCCAUGGUGCGGACACUGUAAGCGUUUGGCUCCAGAGUUCGAGAAGGCAGCCCAGGACUUGAGCCAGCGCUCUCCUCCCAUUCCUCUGGCCAAGGUGGACGGCACCAUCGAGAGCGAGCUAGCCACGCGUUUUGAAGUUUCGGGCUAUCCCACCAUCAAGAUCUUCAGGAAAGGCAAAGUGUUCGACUACAACGGACCCAGAGAGCAGCACGGCAUUGUUGACUUCAUGGCUGAGCAGGCAGGGCCUCCCUCCAAGCAGGUCCAGGCAGUAAAACAGGUGCAGGAGCUCCUCAAGGACGGCGACGACGCCGUUAUAGUCGGCGUGUUCUCCAGUGAUCAGGAUGCAGCCUAUGCGAUCUACAUUGAGGCCUGUAAUACACUGAGGGAAGACUUCACCUUCCGUCACGCCUUCAACUCCGAAGUGGCCAACCUGCUCAAAGCGUCGCCCGGUCAGAUUGUCAUACUUCAGCCUGAGAGGUUCGGCUCCAAGUACGAGCCAGCGUCGCACACACUUGCAGUAAAGGACUCUACGUUGGUGUCAGAAGUGCAGGACUUCUUCAAAAAACAUGAAAUCCCUCUGGUGGGCCACAGAAAACCAAGCAACGAUGCCAAGCGCUACACCAAAAGACCCCUGGUGGUCGUGUACUAUGGAGUUGACUUCAGCUUUGACUACAGGAAAGCUACGCAGUUCUGGAGAUCCAAGGUGCUCGAGGUGGCCAAGGACUUCCCAGAAUACACGUUUGCCAUUGGUGAUGAGGAGGACUACGCAGAAGAGCUGAAGGGCCUGGGCCUGAGCGACAGCGGAGAGGAUGUCAAUGUAGGACUUCUGGCAGAUGAAGGCAAAAAGUUUGCUAUGGAGCCAGAGGAGUUUGAUGCCGACGUACUGAGAGAAUUUGUUUUGGCUUUCAAGAAAGGAAAGCUCAAACCCAUCAUCAAAUCCCAGCCAGUGCCAAAGAACAACAAAGGGCCCGUCAAAGUUGUGGUAGGAAAGACCUUCGAGGAGAUCGUCAUGGAUAAAGAGAAGGAUGUCCUGAUUGAGUUUUAUGCUCCCUGGUGUGGCCACUGUAAGAAACUGGAGCCUGACUAUUUGGCUCUCGGCAAGAAGUACAAGGGGGAGAAGAACCUGGUGAUCGCCAAGAUGGAUGCCACAGCCAACGAUGUGCCAAACGAGAGCUUCAAAACAGAAGGCUUCCCUACGAUAUACUUUGCCCCGAGCGACAGUAAGCAGAACCCCAUCAAAUUUGAAGGUGAAGACAGAACAGUGGAGGGCUUCAGCGCGUUCUUGGAGAAGCAUAGCACAAAGCUAUCACAGAAGAGGGAUGAACUUUGAAAAUGUCUCUUUGGAUGAUUAUCUGAGAACUCUUAAACAUGCUCGGGGUGAGCUUGAGGGGAAGGGAGGAAUGCGGUUACUGAGUUGCUAUGUUCAAUCAUAUUUUUUGAGUUUCUGUUCAUUCCAAGAGAUUCAGUGUUCGUCUGUCUUUAAAAGCAUGUACGCACUGUUGAAGAUUUCAGUCUUUUUCAAUAAAACUGUAAAUGAUGGGA